Messenger RNA from Cryptococcus wingfieldii CBS 7118, 2418 nucleotides. Its product is annotated as elongation factor G, mitochondrial. Gene Ontology annotation, molecular function: translation elongation factor activity; GTP binding; GTPase activity. Bases 1 to 2418 code for a protein of 805 amino acids. Lineage: Eukaryota; Fungi; Basidiomycota; Tremellomycetes; Tremellales; Cryptococcaceae. Gene Ontology annotation, cellular component: mitochondrion. The transcript is spliced from 6 exons. Gene Ontology annotation, biological process: mitochondrial translational elongation. The record is from RefSeq and is a predicted model, not a curated record.
AUGACCGGAGUUGCCAGGGCUGCUGCUCGCAUUAGACACGUCCAUGCUGCACCCCUCUAUCGCCCUCUGAUUCUCCACCGCCAACCUGUCCUCAACGCCCUCGGCGCCAUCCAGGGCAAGCCUCUCACCAGAGUGGCGCGUCAAGGCCAGAGCGUCGCCUUCCCAAGGAGAUGGGCGAGCACCGCAGCUAGAACUGUCGACGGGGGUGAUCAACAAUGGCCCGAGAGGAAGCUUCCAGUUCUCAGCGAGACCGACAAGUCGAGAUUGAAGAGGCAGAGAAACGUUGGAAUUUCUGCCCAUAUUGAUUCCGGCAAGACCACCCUGACCGAGCGGGUUCUCUACUACACUGGACGAAUCCGUGACAUUCACGAGGUCCGAGGCCGUGAUGCCGUCGGUGCCAAGAUGGACUCUAUGGAACUUGAGCGUGAAAAGGGUAUCACCAUCCAAUCUGCUGCUACCUUCUGCGACUGGGUCGCCCCUACUCCCCCUACCGAACUCGUCGAUGGCCAACAAUUCGACAAUGUAGGCAAGGAGAACUUUGCGAUCAACAUCAUCGACACACCCGGUCACGUCGACUUCACUAUCGAAGUAGAGCGUGCCUUGAGAGUACUUGAUGGUGCUGUGCUUGUGCUUUGUGCCGUCUCUGGUGUCCAGAGUCAGACCAUCACGGUCGACAGGCAGAUGAGAAGGUACAAUGUCCCCAGGUUGACUUUCAUCAACAAGAUGGACAGGGCCGGGUCAAACCCCUGGAGGGUCAUCACCCAGCUUCGAGCCAAGCUCAAGAUGAACGCUGCCGCUGUGCAGGUGCCAAUUGGAUCCGAGGGUGACUUUGGUGGAGUUGUGGAUCUUGUUAGAAUGAAGGCCAUAUACAACGAAGGCGUCAAGGGCAAUCAGAUUGUCGAGAGCGACGAGAUUCCGGAAAGUGUCCGCGAGCUAGUCGCCGAAAAGCGAGCCGAACUCAUCGAGCUGCUCUCCGAAGCCGACGAAACCCUGUGCGACCUUUUCCUCGACGAAGUCCCUAUCUCCAAUACCGACAUCGCCCAAGCCAUCCAGCGUGCUACCACUUCCCUCCGAUUCACCCCCGUUUUCAUGGGCUCUGCCAUUAAGAACACCGGGGUUCAGCCCUUGUUGGAUGGUGUUUGCACUUACCUCCCCAAUCCCAGUGAAGUGGACAACCAAGCUAUGGACGCUACCCUUCCAGCGCACGCGCCAACGAUCCCAAUCGUACCCGCCGCGGAUGCCCCACUUGUCGGUUUGGCUUUCAAGCUCGAAGAGGGCAAGUAUGGCCAGCUCACUUACAUGAGGGUUUACCAAGGUGUUCUUAAGAGGGGUACUUUGAUCUACAACGCAAGGACAGGAAAGAGAGUCAAAGUGCCGAGAUUGGUGAGGAUGCAUUCCGAUGAGAUGGAGGAUGUCGAGUCGGUAGGAGCUGGUGAAAUCUGUGCCAUGUUUGGUGUCGAGUGCUCCUCGGGAGAUACCUUCAAUGACGGCACUUCGACUUAUACUAUGACCUCCAUGUUUGUACCCGAACCGGUCAUUUCUCUUUCGAUCCGACCUGAAGGCAACGAGACCCCCAAUUUCUCUCGAGCCCUCAACCGGUUCCAAAAAGAGGACCCUACUUUCCGAGUACACGUUGAUAGCGAGUCGCAGGAGACCAUCAUCUCGGGUAUGGGCGAACUCCAUCUGGACAUCUACGUCGAGCGCAUGAAGCGCGAGUACAACGUCGCCUGUGUCACCGGUAAACCUCGUGUCGCUUUCCGCGAAACCAUCACCGAGCCUUCAAAGUUCAACUACACCCACAAGAAGCAAUCUGGUGGUUCCGGUCAGUUCGGUCGAGUCAUUGGUUCAAUCGAGCCUAUGGAGGUCGACCCCGACACUGGCAAGGACACCGCAUUCGACAACAGGAUUAUCGGAGGCAAUAUUCCCAACCAAUUCAUCCCCGCUAUCGAGAAGGGUUUCCAAGAAGCUCUCGACCGAGGCCUCAUCACCGGCCACCCCAUCACUGGGUGCAGAUUCAUCCUCGAGGAUGGUUCUGCCCACGCCGUGGAUUCCAACGAGUUGGCUUUCAGGCUGGCUUCUAUUGGGGCUUUCCGCGAAGCUUUCCAGAAGGCCAAGCCUGUCGUUCUUGAGCCCGUCAUGACCGUCGAGAUUGUCGCUCCCAUCGAGUUCCAGGGUAACGUCAUCGGUGCUAUCAACCAGCGUAAAGGUACCAUCGUCGACACCGAGAUCCGUGACGAUGAGUUUACACUUUCGGCCGAGGUGGCGCUCAAUGACAUGUUUGGCUACUCUAGUCAACUGAGAGGCAUGACGCAAGGCAAGGGUGAAUUCUCCAUGGAGUACAAAAACCACCAGCCUGUGAUGCCCAAUGUGCAGAGGGAGAUGUCGGAGGCUUUCAGGACGAAGCAGUUGAGCAAGUAA